Trichosurus vulpecula (common brushtail) is the source of this 1932-nucleotide messenger RNA. It is a transcript of the gene LMNTD1, whose product is annotated as lamin tail domain containing 1. Gene Ontology annotation, cellular component: nuclear envelope; cytoplasm. The coding region runs from base 341 to 1645 and encodes 434 amino acids. The record is from RefSeq and is a predicted model, not a curated record. Lineage: Eukaryota; Metazoa; Chordata; Mammalia; Diprotodontia; Phalangeridae. The transcript has 12 exons.
AUUCAGAAAACUGCUUUCCUAGCAUUAAGCUACCUGGGAAGGUUAAUCCAUAACUGGGAAGUGACUUGAUAAGCAUGGAUUUCUAAAAGAAAAAAAAAGGAGAGUUUGAAGUUCUUAAAGAAUAUUUCCCUUAAAGUGUGGAUUAUCCUGGAUUAUCCUUUAUAAGAGUCAAAGUAUAGACCCUGAUGGGGAUUGCCUUGCCAUCCAGACCAAGAAGUUUCAUGUUUGCUGACUGGAGAAUCCUCUUCCUUGGAUAGUCAUAGACAUGCCCUGACAGAUUUGUCUUCAGUUGUCCUUUCUUUAAACUACUUUAUCUGAAACAUAAGAUCCUCCAGUCAAGAUGAAAGAGGAGAAACCACCUCAGGAGAAUCCUACAGUUCUACAAAAUGAAGUACACUUACAAAGUGAAGUCCAUGAUCUUGGAGGCCAGCCAAAGGAAGAGAAUAGAAGUAAAGAAAAACUUUUACAUAGUGCAGACCUGCGACAACAAUCCUCGGUCCGCUUUUCAUCACCAUAUUCAUCAGAGCCAUCAAACCAUGACACAGCUCUCAAAAGCUAUGUGUCCAGUUCUCUAAAUACAGGAUUGACUCCAUCUUCAGUUGCACAAAAAUCUUCUAGAUCAUCUUCGACAAAUUUUUACAGAACUGACAACACGAGUAGUGACAGUCCCUCUGUCCCUGUCCUCCAGAAGCCCCAUUUUGCAGUCCUUACACCUCAGCCCAGUAUGUUAGGAGACGGAGAAGACUACUUUCACUCUUUGUUCUUGGACUCAAAGAGACGCCUCAUGCAUUCUGGAUUACCAGAUAGAAAUAAAACAUUGUCUCCAGAUGAGGCCAACAUAUCUAAAUCCAGUGCUCUUGGAGACAUUAAAAUAGCUGAAGUAAGUGGCAAUGGUUUGUUCGUGAAGAUAAUUAACUCUUCUCCUGACAAAGAACUGGCAAUUGGAGAUCAUAUUCUCCAACAAAAUAUGAAUGGUCAUACAGUCUCUUACUAUAAAUUCCACCCAAAUAUUAGAAUGCCAGCCAAUGCUGCAGUAACCGUUUGGGCAGCAUCAUCUGAGGUAAAGCAUCAGCCACCAUCAGAUUUUCUUUGGAAGGAACAAGACAAAUUUAUAACAAGUCCCAACUGUACAACCAUCCUGUGUAAACCUAAUGGUGAAGCUAUUGCUUGGUAUACUCCUAUCCAUUGGAAACAAGCAUGGGAGGGAUUUGACACUGACAAAAAAUACUCCAGAAGCCCCCUGGCAAUUUCAUCACCUAAAGUACAAAUGAAUCGGGAAACACUGUCUACAGUAAUGAAAGCAAAACAAACCACAACAAUACUGGAGGAGCAAGUUCGAGUUUUUCUUAAAAGAGAAAAAGAAAUCCCACCAAGUCUUUUCCCCAAUCGUAGCCCAUGGGGCCUUAGUAGCAAUUGUCCUGUACAUCCCAACUAUUCAUUGUUCACAACACUUACUAUAGGCAAUGAUGGGAGCACGUUGUGCAGACAGUCAAGGUUACAAUCAGCUAGAGGUGACCCAAUACCAGCCCCCUAUUCUUUGUCUGCUGGAACCCGAAGAAACAAAGCUAUGAAUACAAGCCACCUGAAUCGCAAAAGCAGUCGGAAAUCAGCUCCAUCUUCAGGGGAGGAGGAAAUUCAAAUCUAGUGAACAAUAGGAUACCCCAGUGAGCCAUGCCCAGCCUUCAUCACAUAGGAGACGAAGUCAGCAACUAGCAAGAAGGAUCCCUCUGCACCCUUGGGUGUUCACUGCUGAACAAAAUGACAUAUUUAUGUUUUGGUUUCAUUUAUGGAGAGUUGCAGCUGAAGUAUAUGCUUCUUAGAGCAUCCAACCAUUUCCUCCCUCAAGUAGCAAUUUCCCCAACUAGUUUCUACACAGAACAAUUUUGUCCUUGAUAAUACUAUAUUGUCAUAAUCAAUAAAUGUUGGUCUGGG